GGAGGAGGAGAGAGAGAGAGAGAGAGAGAGGAAGAGGAAGGAAACUCCUGUUGAUCUCUUGUCUAUUCUCUCAUUUGGACUCUUUAAGGACUGGUAGAGAGUUCUCGUUCACGAUGGCUUCGCACGACUCUCUGGUGGUUUUGUAUGGGGCAACAGCUGGUGCAAAUGGGGCUAAACUGGGUUCGGAUGAGAGGGAAAUAGUUCUCUUGGUGUGGCAAGUUGUGGAUCUGCACAACAAGAAGGUGGGAGAAGCCCAUAAAGUCCUGGUCAAACCCGACCACCUGGAGUUCAGUGAACUGUGCAAAGAGGAGACUGGCGUCGGCCCCGAACAGGUCUGCAACGAGAAAUCGCUCGAACAAGUUCUGCUACAGAUUAACGAAGUUUUAUCAAGAGAGUUGAAAGCACUGGGGAAAAACUCGUAUUGCCUCUGCACUGAUGGCCAGUUACUCAUUCGCCAGGUUCUGCAUCCAGAAGCAUCCAAAAAGAACCUGGUGCUCCCAGAGUGUUUCUAUUCAUUUUAUGACCUGCGGAAGGAGUUUCACAAAUGCUGCCCAGAUAUUUCCUCCGUGAAAGAGCUCUCCAUCAGUUCCAUGGCUGAAUAUUUAGACCUAAGCACAGAGAAAACAAUAGAUGACUUUGGCAUAUUUGAAGUGACGACCAUGGGUGCAAUAAUUUUAAACCUAUUAGCUGAACCUUACCAUCACGAAUUCAAAACUGUUGAAUCAGUGAACUAUAAGUUUGAAACUGGUCCCUGCAGCAAAGCCGAAGCUGUCGAUGGUGAAACUGUAAUAAGAGCGAGAGGAUUACCCUGGCAAUCUUCUGAUCAAGACAUUGCAAGAUUUUUCAAAGGGCUGAACAUAGCAAAAGGUGGUGUAGCUCUAUGCCUCAACUCGCAAGGCAGAAGAAAUGGAGAAGCUCUGGUCAGAUUUAUCAACGCUGAGCAACGAGACCUUGCCCUGGAAAGACACAAACAUCACAUGGGGAGCAGAUACAUCGAGGUAUAUAAAGCUACUGGAGAAGAAUUCCUGAAAAUUGCAGGAGGUACUUCAAACGAAGUGGCUCAGUUCUUGUCAAAGGAGAACCAGGUGAUAAUCCGAAUGCGGGGGCUGCCCUUCACAGCCACGGUAGACGAUGUCCUGGGAUUCUUUGGCAACGAGUGCCCUGUUACAGGCUGCAAGGAGGGGCUCCUCUUCGUUAAGUACCCUGAUGGGAGACCCACUGGGGAUGCAUUUGUUUUGUUUGCAUGUGAGGAGUAUGCACUGAAUGCACUUAAAAAGCACAAGGAAAUCCUGGGGAAACGCUACAUUGAACUGUUCAGGAGCACUGCUGCAGAGGUACAGCAGGUGCUAAAUAGAUAUAUGUCAACACCGCUGAUUUCUACACUCCCAACAUCCCUCAUCCCAGUGAUGCCUCAACCGUUCAUUGCCAGCGGAAGCUUAAGGGACUGCAUCCGUCUGCGAGGCCUGCCCUACACAGCAACCAUUGAGGAUAUUCUAGAAUUCAUGGGGGAGUUUACAGUCGACAUCAAACCGCAUGGUGUUCAUAUGGUACUAAACCAACAGGGCCGGCCCUCUGGUGACGCUUUUAUUCAGAUGAAGUCUGCAGACCGCGCUUUCUUAGUCGCACAGAAAUGUCACAAGAAAACGAUGAAGGACAGAUAUGUGGAGGUGUUCCAAUGCUCUGGAGACGAAAUGAACUAUGUUUUAAUGGGUGGCACUUUAAAUCGUAGUGGCUUGUCUCCGCCACCAUGUAAGUUACCAUGUCUUUCUCCACCAGCUUAUCCCACGUUCUCGCCUGGCACUGCUAUGAUUCCAGCAGAAGCAGCUCUUUAUCAGCCCCAAGCUCUGCUAACUCCACGUACAGCACAGCCUGCACCCCCUGCACUUGCCUACUACCCUGCUCAGGCUACAGCCACUCAGCUGUAUAUGAACUAUACGACCUACUAUCCAAGCCCCCCAGUAUCUCCAACCACUGUUGGAUACUUUACAGCACCUCAGGCAGCUAUGGCGGCUGCUGCUGCAUCCACGUCCCACCCUGCGGUGUUACCCCAGCCCGGAGCCCUGAUCCGCAUGCAGGGCCUGCCUUUCAACAUCGCCACCAAAGACAUCCUCAACUUCUUCCAGGGAUAUCAGUAUGCACCAGACGACUACAGCGGCCUGAUUCAGAUGAACGAACAAGCAAGGAGUUUGUAUCAGGCACCCAAAGAGUGGGUCUGUUUGUAGAUGGCCACCUUUGCAAAUUUCAGUAAGCUCCAUGCAGAUUCAGUCUUAAUUCUGUACAACUUUACCGGCCAGCCCAGCGGAGAAGCUUUGGUGACGUUCCCAGCACUCGAUGUGGCCUUGCAGGCAGUCUCGGUGAAGAAUGGACAGCUGAUCGGCCAUCGAUAUAUAAGCCUCAGUUUGGUGUAAGACCCCCACCUCCCCAAUCCCACAGACUGGGCUUCCAUGAGCCUUGCACUUGCCCCUUCCUCCUCCUCCCCUCUACUUAAAAAAGAGCAUGGAAAUUCUUUUUGAAGGAGUGGCCUUGUACAGAGAAUAAAAUAAACAUGUGUAGGACACUCCCUUCCUGCUAAAGGGUUGUGCACUAAUGCAAAAAGCCAUAAUAGACGUGCACCGCGUCUACCUUUUUUUUUAAAAACUGCCGACUUGCAUUUGAUUUUUGACUUUAUACUGACGUGGAAGUGACGUGUGUAUUGUGAGAAUGCUAAAAGUGUAGUUAAGUUAUAUUUUUAUUUAAACCUAGUAGCUUUCAGAGCCAUAUUGUAGACUUAACAUUCUUAAAAGUGCAUGCAAAGUGUUUACACAUUGUUAAACCACUUCAUUUGUAUAUUAUGAUACAAGACUGCUGCUUAUAGGAGAUGCCUUUAAUGCAUGCAAUAGGAACUUUUUUGUAUUUGCCUAUAAGCUAAAGGAAUACAUUUUUUACACUAUUAGAUGGUUGAACGACCAAACUGUCUGCUGUUAGAGCACUAAUACUUAUUUUCAUGAUUUUUUCUCGUGCCUUAAUGCAAAGUGCAAUAUCAGCAGAACAAAGUUUUUUGAAAAGGCCUCGUAUCCGAGGCUGAUUGAAUUGUAUGUACUUUAGUUAAUAGAACAAGUUUGAAACUUGUAAUACUUAACAGAAUAUUAAAUUGUAUGCUUUGUAUAGCCAAACAAUAAACGUGUAAAGAAGCAAAAUAGUUUUAA
Molecule: messenger RNA, 3185 nt
Organism: Callorhinchus milii (elephant shark)
Lineage: Eukaryota; Metazoa; Chordata; Chondrichthyes; Chimaeriformes; Callorhinchidae
Gene: esrp2
Product: epithelial splicing regulatory protein 2
Exons: 17
Coding region: 114-2222 (702 amino acids)
Biological process (GO): regulation of RNA splicing
Cellular component (GO): ribonucleoprotein complex; nucleoplasm
Molecular function (GO): mRNA binding
Source: RefSeq, a predicted model, not a curated record